Messenger RNA from Aphanomyces astaci, 420 nucleotides. RefSeq lists its product as hypothetical. The record is from RefSeq and is a predicted model, not a curated record. The coding region runs from base 1 to 420 and encodes 139 amino acids. Lineage: Eukaryota; Oomycota; Saprolegniomycetes; Saprolegniales; Verrucalvaceae. The transcript has a single exon.
AUGGACAGCGGCUCCAGCACUCUCAACGGCGCGGUCAAGAUGGACAAGGUCAUUCGGCAGCUCCAGGAACUGAACUUGGCGUCCAACGAUGUACUCGCUGAUGGUAAUAGUCGCCCCCAGCCCGAGCUGGUCAUCUCCAUCGUCGUCGCCCCCCCCAAGACGAAAACAUCCGAAACACCCACCUCAAACACACCCCUCAACCGAUCACGAACGUCCCCUCCACCUAGACCUCGACGCCGUCCAGCACCCCCAAGCACAAAUGCAAACCCUUCAGAUCGAAAAGCACUCCUGUGUGUGGGGUGCUACAUUACCAAAAUCAAGUGGUAUAUGCCGACGGAUGUGUCCAAGGCCGCCAUGAAGGGGCCGAGGGCGGAUUGUGGUGCCGUUCGUAAGCUUAGAGCAUCCAACGGUAAGUUCUAA